This is a messenger RNA of Cladocopium goreaui, 1104 nucleotides long. NCBI's taxonomy places the organism in Eukaryota, Dinophyceae, Suessiales, Symbiodiniaceae. The record is from the annotation of a GenBank genome assembly.
AUGGAAACUCAAACUUGCCAUGCGUCCAUUGUGAGGUACGAGUGGGCAACCAAGGAAAUGUCGGAUAUUCCACCAGACGCGUUAUUGCAGAGACUGCCAGACAUUGAUGAAUGGGCAGAGAAGAUGACCAACCUGAAGCUGCUUUGUCAAGCACAGCGCUUUCAAAAUGCUUCCGCCGCUCUGGAGAGACGUCGAGGAUCCGUCCCUGGUUGUACGCAGGUGGAGAUGUUGGAUGGCAGUCCAGAGACUGGCCACGAGGGUGCCUGCUGCGUCCCGCCUGGUGGUAUUGUGCAGCUUUUACUUGAAUUCAACGCCGUUUCAAGUCCAAGUGGAAGAACCCUGACCGCUGCUGGUCUGAGCCCAGAUGCCAUUGCAUUCAAUUUGACAGGUGAGCCCUUAGGGGAGCUGACCCAAAGGCUCCGGAAGCCUUUGGUGGAGCAUUACCUCUUCCACGGUACCAGCCCGGAGAAUGCCAAGGCCAUCGCCGCCAACGGCUUCCGCCGAAUCAUGGCGGGCAGCAACGCGGGGACGGCCUUUGGAAGGGGCUGUUACUUUGCAGAAGCUUUAUCCAAAUCAGAUGAGUGUGCACAAUGCGACGAGCAAGGGCAAUUCGUGAUCCUGCUCUGCCGCGUGGAAUUCCCAGCUCUGGCAGCGCUUUCAAAAUGCUUCCGCCGCUCUGGCGAGACGUCGAGGAUCCGUCCCUGGUUGUACGCAGGUGCAGAUGUUGGAUGGCAGUCCAGAGACUGGCCACGUGAAAACCAGUCACUGGUGCUGCAGUCUAUGGCUCCAGGUGUGUCUGAAAAAAUGUGGUAUAGCCCGAAACCAGCAAUUGGCAGCUGGGUCAUCAAAUUGCUGGAAGCCAGCGGCAACCUUUCAACCCAAAAGGGCGCAGAAUUUGUAAUGGAGUUUGGACUUAUCGGCUGCAGUCAGGCCUUGGCGACCCCUGAUUGUGCUGGCAAUUUCAGUCUUGGAACACUAUGGGUUGCUCAGAGUCUCUCACUAGUUGGCACGACUCUUUCCCCUAGCCCCACCCUCCUGCAGUUUGAUGUGGAGGCGAGCAGUGACUGCUCGCCUCCACGUCAAACUGGAGGAGGGUGGUGCUAG